Dunckerocampus dactyliophorus (ringed pipefish) is the source of this 2615-nucleotide messenger RNA. RefSeq lists its product as uncharacterized. Bases 471 to 1169 code for a protein of 232 amino acids. The transcript is spliced from 5 exons. The record is from RefSeq and is a predicted model, not a curated record. NCBI's taxonomy places the organism in Eukaryota, Metazoa, Chordata, Actinopteri, Syngnathiformes, Syngnathidae.
UAAAGGGAGCAGACAGCGAGCCCAGCGUAGCACUUUCACUUUUUCGCUUGUCAGAGGGAGGAUGGUGCGUGGAGGCCUCUGUGUCAUCCAUUAAAAAAAAAAAAAAAAAGGGACACACAUUCACAUCGGAAGCUUCUAGGUCAGCCCUUUCAACAAACGCUCUUCUAGGAAGGGGCUGGGGGGAGAAAAAGGACUCCCGGGCACAAGUGGGAAAAUCCAAAGUGAGAGAGAGAGAGAGCGGGAUGGCGUGAGAGGAUCCAUGCUGGAAAGUACCAGCAGCCAGGAAUACUCUACUUUUCACUGGGAGGACGGCGGCGCCGCCGACGGCAGCAACGCUCUCUGUGUCAAAGACCCCGGGAAGUUUGCCUCUCACAGACUGACACAGACUGAAAGGCCUGUUGUCUGUGUGGACGUGGGAUCGCUGGCAAGCAGAGAAAUGGAGACGUGUCCUUUUUUAGAAAGAUAAAAGGAUGUCACUGCCAGUUUUGCUCUUGCUAUCACUCUUGACUGUCCAAUGCGGUGGAUGUGACUUUGACUGGGACGUGGUGAAGAACGUGAAAACGACCAUUGACGCCAACCCGACCGGAUUUCGGACAGUAUUUCCCAAAAAUUACUAUGUGUCGCACCACUACACAAAGAGCAUGCUCUGUGACACGGACCCCUGUUGUGUGUUCCCCGCUGCAAUCGUCCUCCUGGAAUCCUGGAAUGUUCUUUUAAGCAACCUCUGGCAUGAGCACCUCAACCGCUCCUUGGUCUUUGACUUCAAGCACACACUGGAGAGAAUCAUCAGAAAGAAUAAAAACACAGAGAGGUUCCAGGAGGAGAUAGACCCGGCCCAGUUCUCCCCGCUGUUGUCGUCCCCCGAGGAGCUGCUGAAGCUGACGUCGGAGGUGUUCCAGCGUUGGCUGGAGGUCGGAUGCUCGCCGUCCAUCCAAGUGUGUGACAUCCCCACCCUGCCGCCCCCCAUGGAGAAGGCGUUGCUGCGUCCGGCCAGGGUGAGGCUCCUCACCACCCGGUCGAUCAGCAGCAGCAUGGAGGAGGUGGAGUGGGAACAGAUGAUAGACGUUACGCCGCCUCCGUCCGGCGGUGCCGCGGCCUCGCUUUCCGUGCGUCCCGCCUCCGCGUGGAGCCUCCUUCUGCUGGGACUCUACUGGUGGUUGUCGCCAUAGCAACCUAAAAGGAUGGGAGACAUUUCCUGGCACUGAAUGUUUUCUUUGUUUGUCUUGUUGAUAUGAAGUGACAUGCGCAGGUUGCAUUUUUCAUCUUUUUUUGCUGCUGUUGGCCACACUACACGUAACAGCGUCCCAUGCUAGCAUAGUCCGCUCAUAGCCUUCCUCAGCUAGCUAAGCUCUCUUCGUGCUAACGCCAAUGCACACAAACUAAAUAAUUGUUUUCCUAACUUUACUUUUGUAUGGAAAUGUACACUAAAGCCAAUUAGAUAUCUUUGCUCUAGUUGUUUUUAGCAGGAGCACAGUCAGCAUUUUUUACACUUAUACCUCAGUUAGCGUACGCCCUGGUUAGCGUUAACCAAAGUUUUGUCUCGGUUUGCGUACAUUCUCCAGCAUGGCCCGCGUCUUGUCGUGUUAUUUAAUACGCUGCGUAUGUUUAUCACAAAACGCCCUCGUUAGCAUCUUGCUAAUAUGCGGAAACAGGAAGCGGAAGUCGGCCCCGUCGCCCUCCUAUGAUGUCAUCAGCGGAUGACUGUAGUUCUUUCCUAGCCAACACAGUUAAGCCUCACAUAUGUUAACACAAAACACAUUUUUACACUUUUAUAAUGAUAGCUUGACACGCAUAAAGCAAUUGUAAAGGCAUAUAAACGAUGAAUGAAAGGCAUAAAUUUUAAGCUCACGCUUGCCUUUGAUUGUUGCCAAAGACACCAUGUGGCAGCGAGAUCAACACCUUCCUCUUUCGCUGUAACUUGUUUCCUCAGUUCAAUAGUCAAAAUACUGCCAUUUGGAACUUUCUUUGCCUCCAUUUUGGCUUAUUUAAAAAAAAGCACAGACUUGAGGUCACUACUGAAUUAAAGAAAUAAGUCAUGGCAAAACAAAAAAGUGGUGAUGUCGCCGCCACAUGGUGUCUUUGGCAACAGUGAAGGUAAAAAUAAUGUUCAUUUUUUUAUUUAUAUGUAUUUCACUUUGUUUUAUGCAUGUACAACUAUGAAAAUUAGGGCUGUCAAACGGAAGUUUCCUUUAACAGCACUAUUUUUUGACACGUGAGUUACGUGCACAAGUCCUUUUUUACCCUUAGCCGACGCCGUAGUCCGAGGAAGCGUGUAGCGACCGUGUAGCUACAAACGGGAGCAAAUAUUGAGCAGAAAUGGAGAAAGAAAGGCGUAUGUUGAUUGGUAAAUUUGCCUGAAAUCCCAGGCAGAUGGCUCUCGCAACAAGACCAAAGUUAUUUGUUAUCUACUGUCGCUGUGAUUGGGAUUAUCAAGGAGUAUGUCGUUGUCGAUUUGCCAGAGAGAAGCGAGAAUGUACUGAAGCACUGCUGGUAUAUUUUUUGUUGCCAUCUUUAUAGUGGUAACUUGGCAUACGAGUGUCCCACCGAACAAGUGUUUUUUUUUUUUUUUUUUUAGAUGCGAGCAGUCUCUCGGCUAAUUUUUUUUUUACUUGGAA